Molecule: messenger RNA, 4006 nt
Organism: Salvelinus namaycush (lake trout)
Lineage: Eukaryota; Metazoa; Chordata; Actinopteri; Salmoniformes; Salmonidae
Product: SH3 domain and tetratricopeptide repeat-containing protein 2-like
Exons: 23
Biological process (GO): regulation of ERBB signaling pathway; regulation of intracellular protein transport
Cellular component (GO): recycling endosome
Molecular function (GO): protein binding
Source: RefSeq, a predicted model, not a curated record
CUCCCCUGCUGAGCUGGAUGCACUAUGGAGAGAACCACCGUACACGCUGACGGGAACCAAUGAGCACUUCCCAGGAAAUGAUGUUAUGAUUCCAGUGGUGGAGGGGGUGGAGGGGCCGGGGGAGGAGUCUGGGAGCGGGGAGGCGGAGCCGGACAGUUACUGGAAGAGGAAGGAGGCGUUCACCAGAGGAAGCACCGUGUCACUGUCCGUGGGAGAGAGGUUCUCCUCAGACGUGGUGCUGGUGUUCAGCGGUCGGCGGCGCUCAGGUGUAAUACCUGACUCUGAAAUACAGGAGGCGCUCCGUACCAGACUCAGGGUCGUCGAGAGCAACAGUCAGGACGUCAUCCAGCUCUUCAAGGACCUGUCUGCCCGUCUGGUGUCUGUCCACGCUGAGAAGGACAGCUUUGUCAUCACCUUCAAGACUGUAGAGGAGAUGUGGAAGUUCUCUACCUACCUGGCUCUAGGCUAUGUGGCGCGGUGUCUGGAGAAUUUCCUGUGUGACCAGUCGUUCUGGCUGGACGCUGAGCUGCUGAGGGACCUGGAGAUCACUGUGACUGUAGACGAGGAACACCUAGCCACACUCUACCUGGGACUGCUGCUGCAGGAGGGGUCGUUCUUUGCCAAGGCGCUGGUGAGCAGUGGCGAGCACAGUGAUGAGGAGGAGGAGCUGUGUUUCAGACGUAAUGACUUGCUGAUGGUUAGAGACACGGGGCAGGACAGUCACUGGGAGGGCACCCUUCUCUCCACUGGGCAACACGGACUAGUGCCUGUCAACACCAUGCAGCCGCUGCCAUACCCCUUCUACCAGUGGUUCCUGAGGAAGUACCCUGGCUGUGCCGGAUGCUCCCCUUCAGAGAGAGGACAGUUUGACCAGCCUGUAGUAACUGGUUCCUGUGAGGCUGUAGUGGACCAUAACCCAGUAGGUUGUGAUGAGCUCCAGCUGAGUCGAGGUGACCUGAUUGAGAUACAGGGGAUGCUACUCCGAGGUCUGGACCUGUUCAUAGGAACACACUGCUCUACAGGAAACACUGGCUUCGUACACAAGGCUCACGUGAAGCCACUCAACGCCAAACCACUAGAUGGACACCUUGUGUUUCUGAGUGAGGAGGAGCGUGCGUCUCUUUCCCAGGUUAACCCCUGCAGUACUGAGCCCAGAGACAGUGGCCUGCUAGAGAGACUCUUCUCCUCUGACAUCAGUACUGUCUACAGACUAGACAGACUGGAUCAGUCUGAUUUUACGUACAUCAGAAACCAACCUAAACAAGAGCAUAAGCCCCCCACCAGCACCCGGCAGUCCAUCAUCUCAGAGAAGAAUGACGCUACACUCCCAUACCACUCCUCCUACGCAUCCCAGAAUGCUUUAGGGCGUGGCGGUGACGGGGAGCUGCUGUCCUUCAGUCUGGACAACACCUUCAGAGAGAUGAACGAGUUCCAGGAAGACCCAUCCCUUUUCCUGGAGGAGGGGAGCUGGGAGGGGGAGGAGUCGGAGAUCUGUGACCCCACCUUGAGCCUGCUCAACAUGCAUCACUUUCAGGAGGAGUUCCUGCCCCUGUAUGACCUCCACCACUCAUUCCUCUGGCUGACGUUCUCAGGGCAAAGUGAGGAGGAGUUACUGGGCCACCUGGAGAUUGUCAGGGAGGGGGCCAAGAGAACGGGCAUGGCCUGGGCACACCGACGGGCAUGCUUCCUACUGGGGAGGCUCUGCGCCAAGAAGCUCAAGUACUCCCAGGCCCGUGUGUAUUACGAGGAAGCCCUUGGAGUCUCUGUCGACGGUUUCUCUGACCUCCCUCUCCUCAUCGCCCUGUACACCAACCUCACAGCCGUCUACCUCAAACAGAAGAUGGCCGACAAGCUGCCCCCGACCCUGGAGAAGGCCAGUGCUCUGCUCCUCUGCCUCCCCAGCCACACAUUCACCUCCCUGGAUGAGUUUGAGCUGCUGAAGCUUGUGCUGCGGAGGUCUAUGGUGGAAGGGGACAAACACCUGGAGGCACGGGCCUGCUACCUCACUGCCAGCCUCUUCCUCCUCCUUAGAAAGAUAGAUGACGCCCUGCCCUUCGCGGAGCGUCUCCAGUUCCUCACCGUUACCCUGUCUGCUGAGAAGGGACGCCCCAUCGCCCCCCUGGACCUCAACUGGCUUCUGUCCCGUCUCUACAACCGUAAAUACAUGCCCUACCUGGCCCUGGCAUCACUCAGCCUGGACACUGGACAGGACCACUCACUACAGGAUGCCUUCCACAGGAUAGAACUGUUCAGCAGGAACUCGGUGCGUCUGAACCCGCGAUGGAAAGAGGGAACGUCUCUUCUCCCAGCCCAGAUCGUGGUGUACCUGCAGCAGGCUCUGGCAAUUGCGGAGCGGGGUGACGACCUUAAGACCCAGAGAGACCUAUGUCUGGGCCUGGCCUGUGUUUACCAGCAACACGGGGCCCUGGAGAAGGCCCUGCCCUGUGCCCAGCAGGCUGUACAGACCGGGGGAGGUAUCAACGAGGAGGAGGGGUUUGAGGCGUCAGUACUGCUGGGAUGGCUGUUAGUCCUGACGGGACAGCCUGAGAGGGCACAGAACACCUUGCAGCCACUAUUACAGUCACUACAGGGAACCGAUAGCCCGACCCAGAGGGGAGUGAUCCACAACCUGCUGGCUCUGUGUCUGCGGCAGCAGGGUGGCAUCCCCGAGGCCGGCAGCCACCUCCACUAUGCCCUCACCAUCUCCAGGGAGAGUGGCAACCAGAGGAACCAGGCCCUGGCCCUCGCCAACCUGGGCUGCCUGGCACUGGGCGUGGGGGCACCCACACUGGCAGAACGAUUCCUAUUCAGGUCUCUGUGGUUGUUCCUGGAGAUCUGGGAGAGUCCCGUUGACGAGGAGCACGUCCAGACCUACCUAUGGUUGGGGCGGAGCUACAAGGACAGGGGGAGGAGCCAGGACGCCAGGCUGUGUUAUGAGAUGGGCCUCCUCAUCUCCCUCCAGGCCAGGAACCUACCCAGUCAGAUGGUGGUGGCUGAAGUCCUGAGUCGUCACUAUGCAGACGUGCUGCUGUAUGGACAGAGUAUCCUCUACUAUGAGCACUGUGUGUCUGUGUCCAGGGACCUGAAGGACAAGAGACUAGAGGGAGAAUAUCUAGAGAUCCUCAGCAGCCUCUACCUCUCCCUCAAUACUGAGAAAUCAUCAAGGAAGUCUCUGGACUACAGUAAGCAGAGUCUGCGUAUCUCCAUCGACCUGGGGAAGAAGGAGGAAGAGUCAGAGACCUGGCUUCAGGUGGGACGCAUCUACUACCUCAUCCAUGAAGACGAACUGGCGGACAUGUACCUACAGGCGGCAGUGAAGACAGCCCUGAGGAUGAACGACCCACGCUUCGCCAUGAGUAUCUACGAGGAGGCAGGAGACGUCUUCUUCAAAGGCAACAGGAACAGACUGGCAUCACUGCCCUUCUACAGGGACGGCAGUCUCCCUUUUGCUCGGAGUAUCCGUGACGUCGACUCAGAGUUCAGACUGCUGAGUAAACUGACUGAACUACUGAUGACCCAGGAAGAACAUGAAGAGGCUCUACAGUACGCCAUUCUGGCUGUACAGAUCAGCACCAAAACAGGUGUGUGUGUGAAGGAGCGCGCAGCGUACCACCGUCUGGCUACAGUGUACUACAGUCUGGAGCAGUAUGAGAUGACAGAGAACUACUACCUCAAGUCUCUGUCUCUCAGCCCUGCUGUACUGCAGCACCCCCUGGAGGCUAGAUACUACACCAAGCUCUACUGCAGGCUGGGGGACCUGACGCUGCACAAACUAAAGGAUGCCUAUGACUCGAUGGGCUACUUUCAGCUUGCUCAGGCUGCAGCCCUGGAGGACCGUGCCAACCCACAGGCACUGUAUGUGGUCUACAUGAAGCUGGCAGAGAUCCAUGCCAACCACAUGCCAGACCCACUGCUCUGCCAGACUUACAGGGACAGGGCACAGAGCCUGAGGAGGGAACUCUCUGGGCUGGGAGAGACGGAUGGGAGGGGAGCAGUGACGGAGGGG